This is a messenger RNA of Fusarium falciforme, 1272 nucleotides long. RefSeq lists its product as hypothetical. Lineage: Eukaryota; Fungi; Ascomycota; Sordariomycetes; Hypocreales; Nectriaceae. The transcript is spliced from 2 exons. The record is from RefSeq and is a predicted model, not a curated record. Bases 1 to 1272 code for a protein of 423 amino acids.
AUGGCUACAUCAAUUGAGACGACCGUCCUCACAGGACAGACAGCAAUAUGGAUAAACGAACAACAAACUACCUCACCGUGGGCAUCGUCAGUUUUCAUCUACCACUUUCCAGGUUCUACGUCAACCCAAUGGCUAGCUCCGGUCCAGGUUAGCACGGCUAUCGAGUCGCCCGUCAGUUCUGCCGCCCCCUCCAGUAGCGAUGCUGCCAGCUCCUUGCCCAGCACAAGUCCCUCAACCACAGUCAUCCCGAGCACGAGCACCGAUACCAGUGCCAACUCCAGUACCGACUCCAGUACCAGCUCCAUCUCUAGCAGUCCCAGUCAUUCAUCAACGAGUGUCUCGGCUCCUUCCAGCGGCAAUGGCUCGUCCCGCCACUCCACGGGAGCACUCGCAGGUGCGGCCGUGGGAUGCGCUAUUGGCGGCAUCCUGAUCGGUCUCGUGGCAGCUUGGCUCCUCUUCCGCCGGCGACGUAGAGGGCAAGACGACAUAAAGACUGUUCCCCACGACAAUCCUCGAGCAUUCGCGACCGUUGAGAAACCGUCUCCCACCGUUAGCGACGAUUCGACCCCGUUGAACCAUCUACUCCUCGACGCGACCCCCGACAGAGAGAUUGAGGCCGAACUACAAGCCUUGGGGCAUCUCAUCGAUCAACACGUCGAAAAGUACUAUCAUCUUGACCCGGUCACCGACGUGUCGACCUUGUCAGACCAUCUUGCUCCGCUCGGAGACUUCCCUCAUGGCACAGAAGCCAUCGCAGGAGUAUGCGCAAAGCCGAUGUCUCGCCAAACGGGUCUUCGGCACGUCAUCUCGCAAGUCGUCUUUAAGAGCCUUGACAUUUACUCCCACGGCGCCUUUUCAAUGCUCCCAGCGCCUCUUAGCACUUUUCUGGACUCAAUGCCCUCUCACAACGCGACAGCUCAAUCGGCUGCCUUGUCCGAAUGGCGUCGUCUUUCAGCAUUCCUACUCCAUCCAAGCCCUUAUGAGCGAACGCCUCUGCCCAUUUCCGAAGCUGCUCUCAGUCCUCAGGCCCUGGCUUUGGCGACCCGCCUCAACGCCUUCCUCCACCACUUUGUCGGGACCAGCCACAGCGCGCAGACUGAUCACCUGCAGGCUGUUAUUAUUGAGUGUACCAAGCUCGGCUAUGUAAUCUUGUCACAGCCCCAGGAUUGGCGUUUCGUGUUUGAAAAGGGCAACUCGGUGGUUGUGCGCCCUGGGUUGGACAAGGGGGGAAGACGGGUAGUGGAACCCGAGGUCGGAGUCAUUGGUGCGUAA